AUGGGAUUCCUUAUUACACUGCCUGGUAUUACUCUUACAAGCCCACCACAGGAUGCAAAGCGUGUCAAGGUGGGGACAUCCAGUAUCCGACAUACGCAUCAUCAAGCAGCCGCAAGUUACCGUCAAUCGGCGGAACCUGCAUUGUUUGGCUUGAAUGCAAUCUUCUGCGCAUGCAAGUGCUCACGUGUCAUCUCUCCACCAGUCCGCUUGCCUGCCCCACUUGCCCACUGGCUUCCUUCCGGCGGGUUGCACAAUCCCAACUUCCGCUUGCUCUCUCCGCUCCACACCUACGCAGGCAAGCACUCACGCACGCGCGUCGCUUGUCAGCUGGGGCUGGAGGAAGUGGGGAAGAGGGGAUUAAAGACGCUUGCAUGCACACGUGCACAGAUGGUCAGCGCGAGGGAGGAGUGUGAAGAGGGCGGAGGAGGAGGAGGAAGAGAGGGAAACACUUCCGUCUUCGCGCCUUGUCCUUCCUCGUAUUAUUGGAUCCAAACUGAUGCGAAUGGGUGUCUUCGGAUAUUUGGACCAGAAGGUAAGGGUAUGCUACGUCUCUAG
Echinococcus granulosus is the source of this 555-nucleotide messenger RNA. RefSeq lists its product as hypothetical. Lineage: Eukaryota; Metazoa; Platyhelminthes; Cestoda; Cyclophyllidea; Taeniidae. The transcript is spliced from 2 exons. Bases 1 to 555 code for a protein of 184 amino acids. The record is from RefSeq and is a predicted model, not a curated record.